This is a messenger RNA of Annulohypoxylon truncatum, 2297 nucleotides long. Its product is annotated as ATP synthase beta chain mitochondrial precursor. The record is from RefSeq and is a predicted model, not a curated record. Gene Ontology annotation, molecular function: ATP binding; proton-transporting ATP synthase activity, rotational mechanism; ATP hydrolysis activity. The transcript has 7 exons. NCBI's taxonomy places the organism in Eukaryota, Fungi, Ascomycota, Sordariomycetes, Xylariales, Hypoxylaceae. Bases 182 to 1738 code for a protein of 518 amino acids. Gene Ontology annotation, biological process: proton motive force-driven mitochondrial ATP synthesis; proton transmembrane transport.
UCUCACGUGAAUUUAGUAGAGCAGUAGUGGAGCUUCGCUCACUGGUGCAAGUUCAUCCGGGACGAAAUGACCGCCAGCGCCAUUUUCACCUCGACCUUUGCUUCAAAUUAUUUCCUCCACCCCAGACUCAUCACCUCCUCCACUCCACCCAUUCUUUCUCGCUCUUAGGUCAUCUUUCAAGAUGUUCAAGAGCGGCCUCUCCUCUUUCGCGAGAGCUGCCCGGCCGGCCUUCGCCGCCCCUACGAGGCGCGCGUUAAAGCCUGCUACCUCUGCAUUCAGAUUUCCUCUAAGCAGCCGAUUAGCGAGCACAUCCAGCGUCGGUGAUGGCAAGAUUUACCAGGUCAUCGGUGCCGUCGUCGAUGUCAAGUUCGACACUGCAAAGCUCCCUCCCAUUCUAAACGCUUUGGAGACAACGAACAACGGCCAAAAGCUUGUCCUCGAGGUCGCUCAACAUCUAGGUCAAAAUGUCGUCCGUUGCAUUGCUAUGGAUGGUACCGAGGGUCUUACUCGAGGCGCCAAGGCUAGCGACACUGGCGCCCCCAUCACAAUUCCCGUCGGCCCUGCCACUCUUGGUCGUAUCAUAAACGUCACUGGUGACCCCAUCGACGAGCGUGGCCCCAUUAAGACCGACAAAUUCCUCCCUAUCCACGCCGACCCUCCCGAGUUCAUUGAGCAAUCUACCUCUGCCGAAAUUCUGGUCACCGGUAUCAAGGUCGUCGACCUUUUGGCUCCCUAUGCUCGUGGUGGAAAGAUUGGUCUCUUCGGUGGUGCCGGUGUCGGUAAGACUGUGUUCAUUCAGGAGCUUAUCAACAACAUCGCCAAGGCUCACGGUGGUUACUCUGUCUUCACCGGUGUCGGCGAACGAACCCGUGAGGGUAACGAUCUGUACCACGAAAUGCAGGAGACUUCCGUCAUUCAACUCGACGGCGAAUCCAAGGUCGCCCUAGUGUUCGGUCAGAUGAACGAGCCCCCCGGAGCUCGUGCCCGUGUCGCUCUUACUGGAUUAACAAUCGCCGAGUACUUCCGAGACCAGGAAGGCCAGGAUGUGCUUCUCUUCAUCGACAACAUUUUCCGUUUCACCCAAGCCGGUUCCGAGGUGUCUGCCCUGCUAGGUCGUAUUCCCUCUGCCGUCGGAUACCAACCCACUCUCGCCAUUGAUAUGGGUGGUAUGCAAGAACGAAUUACUACCACCACCAAGGGUUCCAUUACCUCCGUCCAGGCCGUCUACGUCCCUGCUGACGAUUUGACUGAUCCUGCUCCCGCCACCACCUUCGCCCACUUGGACGCCACCACUGUGUUGUCCCGUGGUAUCUCUGAAUUGGGUAUCUACCCCGCUGUCGACCCUCUCGACUCCAAGUCCCGUAUGCUUGACCCUCGUGUCGUCGGUCAGGACCACUACGACACCGCCACCCGUGUCCAACAAAUCCUCCAGGAGUACAAGUCCCUCCAAGAUAUCAUUGCCAUUUUGGGUAUGGACGAACUGUCGGAAGCUGACAAGCUUACCGUCGAGCGCGCCCGAAAGAUCCAGCGUUUCUUGAGCCAGCCUUUCACUGUCGCCCAGGUUUUCACUGGUAUCGAGGGUAAGCUAGUCGAUCUUAAGGACACCAUUGCCUCCUUCAAGGCCAUCUUGGCUGGUGAGGGUGAUGACCUCCCCGAAGGUGCCUUCUACAUGGUUGGCGACUUUGCGUCGGCUAAGGAGAAGGGUGAGAAGAUCUUGGCGGAACUGGAGAAGUCAUAGGGGGAUAAUAUGGACUGCUAUGAAAUAGACGCUGCCGAAAAGAUAGGUGGUGACCUGUGUAUAUCUAGAAAAGGAGCAGUGCGGUCUGAUGAUUUCCCUUAGCUUCAAUCAAGUUCCUGCGUGAGCUGUAUACCUCAAAAUUCCACCCUAAUUUCCUAAACGUUGGAUGAUCCUCGAUGUAUUUACGUGAUUUGAUACAAGCCCUGGGACAAGUCUACGGUGUAUUCGUAAUCCACAGACCACAUGAAUCCACGUUAGUUACGAGGUUAAUGGCGGCUUAUUUAACAGAUUAACAGAUUAACUAUAAACCUCUCGAAGAGGCUCAAAAUGAAGCAGUACAUGGACAAGGGAUAUUCCGGGAUAGGUGUUGAGCUAUAAGUGCACUAUUGUAACCCUUAGCCUGUCGUAAGGAAACUGCCUGACUAGUAACGUACGAGUCGCUUCCUCUGUAGCCCCCGUAUUCAUUAAGUUAUCGUCAAGGAAUGGCCUGGUCUAGUCAGGAUGAACGGCAAUGUUCCAAAGAUGUGCGGCAAGAGACAUGUGUAAUAUAGUAGUAAAA